CUCCAUUUAAACACUUAACUGGCAUAUGAAUCCAAACACGUUUCUCUCUCUCUCCCACAACUCAAAGCUUCUUUCCUUUUCUUCUUUGCUUGAUUGCUCAAUGCCUCUAUAAACAGUUGCAUACUUUGGAAGGUUAGAACUUAGAACAGAAACGAAAAACAGAAUAAAUUAGUGAUAGGAUGGAAGAGGGUGAAGUUGCACUUCCUUGGUAACAAAAACCAAACCAAGCAAAGUAGUUCAAUUUUGAAGUGGAAUACCAAAACUGAUUACAUCUCUUUUUGAACGCCAACAGUGCAUAGCAGAUCAAGUUUCAAUGGCAAAGCUGCUACUAAUCACAUGUCUUUCUUUACUUUUUCUGAUUCAAGAGAAUUGAAAAAGGACCAGGUGCCAAAUUCAUUUUAUCUGAAAGUUUCAGAGAGAUUCUCUCUGUUAGAUCAGGAAAAAGGACCUUGCUUCUGAAUCACAAAAGUGUUUAUGAAAAUAGCAACCUGCAUCUACCAGAGUGGUUUGUUUGAAAUACCACUUUUCUAGUCUAUAGCUAUUUUGGAAGCUAGAGGGUCCUUAUGCUGCUGAGGAACAGAUCAAGGGCAGUGACCAAGCCACCUUUGAUGGCUGAUCACAGUUCCAACCCUUCUCCCAAUCAAAAUUGUGCUAAAACCAUUCCAUCUCUAUUUGGCUCACCAAAGUUUAGAGACUUCACCAACAAGUGUCUCUCUGCAGGAACUGAUGCUUUGAGAAGCCCAACUUCAAUUCUUGACACCAGAUCCUUUAUACCCUCUUUUGGUUUUGGAAAUCCAUUCUCACAUGACAAAAGUACCCAAACUUUUCCCCUCAAAACCUCAGAAACCAGAAGCUCCAUGGUCUCAAAAGGCAUUGGCCUUGCUCUUGUGGGUGAUUUCAAAGAUGAGCUAGUUGAUGAGAAAAAUUCUGCUGAACCCAUCAAAGGAAGUGUCUUUCUUGGAAAGCAGCUCAGAGUGAAAAUCCCACCCCUGGAAUAUCCUUCAUCAUUCUCUCCAUCCAAAUCUCAAACUCAUGGUGGUCAUGAUUUUGGAACCAAAACCAAGGCCUCACAACAAAACACUGCAACUCAGGAUUCUCCAAGUGUAGUUGUUACCAGUGUUCUGUCUCUGAGUGAGAUGGAGCUUUCUGAGGAAUACACAUGUGUGAUAUCCCAUGGACCUACCCCAAGAACCACCCACAUAUUCAACAAUUCCAUUGUGGAGAGUUACUAUUCUCUGCCCCCAGACUCUCCCUCUUCUUCUUCUUCUGUGAACUUCCUCAGCUUCUGUUACACUUGCAAGAAACAUCUUGAGCAGACAAAAGACAUCUUUAUUUAUGGAGGAGAGAAAGCUUUCUGCAGUAGAGAAUGCCGCCACAGAGAAAUGGUGUUAGAUGGUGUAGAAUGUUUAGAUUUUGAAAUUAAUGACUAUUUUUGACGUCAGUGUCCCUUCACUUGCGUGCUUUACAUGCACCAUGGCUGCAACGUACGUUUGCAUUUUGAUGAGGAUAAUAACCAGAAACGCAGAAAGUCAAAUCAAAGUUUUCCAUUCUUGGUUAUGAUAUCAUGACUUUGUAGAAUAUUUCGUUGUAAUCAGUAUGGUCUUUUUUGUAUUUUUUCUCUUUUUGAAGUCUAUUUUGUUUUUAGUAUGUUUGGAUCAGCUUGUUUUUCGUUUUUGAUUGCGGUCCACAACGGCAGUUGCAGUCGCAAAGUAAUUGAGUUUGGAGUCCCCAUAUUAGCAUUGCAACCGCAAUUAGAGUUGAUGCAGUCGCAUUUGUCGCGAGCUUUUUCCUAUAAUUGACUCUGGCUGUUCCAAACUUGUAACUUUUUUUUCUCCUCUUCCCUGCAAAUAGAGAUAAGAGAGGAUGUAGAGUUCAUUAUUCCAA
Messenger RNA from Lotus japonicus, 1884 nucleotides. RefSeq names its product protein MARD1. NCBI's taxonomy places the organism in Eukaryota, Viridiplantae, Streptophyta, Magnoliopsida, Fabales, Fabaceae. The transcript is spliced from 3 exons. The record is from RefSeq and is a predicted model, not a curated record. Bases 564 to 1436 code for a protein of 290 amino acids.